AGAUAUAUAUAGAACGCUAAUUUGGUCGACGAGGCCAGAGUAAGACGUCGAUCGAUCCGGUGCUUUCAACUUUCAAGCAGUACUACAAAGCAUUUUCUUGCUAAGCAAAAACUCGUAGGAAAAGGAACUUGGGGAAUGGAAAAGAUGGUUUGCGCUGCAACUGCAGCUAAUGAUUCCAUUAAAGAAGAAGAAUUUGAAUGCAAAGAGCUGAUCAUUGACAUUCCACUGGCCCUGGAGCCUCCUCGUUGGCCUGAGUGCUGUAUCUACAGAGUUCCCAAGAGACUUCGCGAGGUCAAACAUAUGGCCUACACCCCUCGGCUGGUUUCUAUCGGCCCUUUUCAUCACUGCAUGAGAAAAGAGUUGAAGGACAUGGAGAUUCAAAAACUCAGAUAUUUGAGGGAUUUCUGUAGUCGUACUCGGAAGAGCAUCGAGGAUCUUGCAUCCAUCAUCGAGCGCAACGAAGUGAGAAUCCGCCAUAGCUAUUCAGAGAACUUUCUACUCAGAAGUAAAGAGUUUGUAAACAUGAUUCUACUGGAUGCUAUCUUUAUACUUGAGCUCUUCUGGAGGAAAUCUAAAAAAUCAAUGGCUCAAAAAGAUUAUAUAUUAAGUCAACCGUAUAUGGAACGGGGUAUACGGUAUGACUUGCUUCUGCUAGAGAAUCAAAUUCCUUUUUUUGUUCUCGAGGAGUUAUACUGUGGUGAUCAGCAGAAUGAAUCUGGCCUGCAAAAUGGAGAACUCCAACAAGUACUGCUCACGAAAAAGGAUAUUCUUCUUAAGCUAUCAUGCAGGUUCUUUCGUGAUCUUUAUCAUGAUGAGCAGCCAGAGCCCAAGAUCGGUGAAGUAAAGCAUUUCACAGAUUUGGUGAGAUGUUUUUUCCCUCCGCCCAACGCAGGGCCAAAACCACAAGAAAAUAAAAGGAAUAUUAAACACCUAUAUACGGCAACAAAACUUGCAGAGGCAGGGUUGAAAUUCAGGCCAACUUCAGAAAGGAGUUUACUCGAAAUACAAUUUCUGAAGAACGAAUGCUUGGAAAGCUUCCCGUGCUUCAACCUUUCAUGGCUCUUGGCUUGCUUACCAUGCCUCAAAUCCACCUGCUUCACGCGUAUGCAACGCUUUCUGGAAAUCCCACCCCUUCGUGUUGACGACAAAACCGAAGGUCUUUUCCGAAACCUGAUGGCCUUGGAGCAGUGCCAUUAUCCAUUCGAAACUUACAUCUGCGAUUAUAUUGUGCUGUUGGAUGAUCUUAUUACAACUAAAGCAGAUGUAGGGCUGCUUGCUGACAAGAAGAUCAUUGUUAACGAGUUGGGUUCCAACGUUGCAGUGACAGAUCUGUUUAACAAGCUCGGCCAUGAGAUUGAGAGCAAUGGAAUCUUUUACUUGGAUCUCAGUAAAGAGCUUGAUGAGUACUACGAGAACAGUUGGAACCGUGCCGUGGCAACCUUAACAAGUGUGUAUUUUCAAGAUUUUUGGAGAGGAACUGCUACUGUGGUUGGAAUUAUUUUCCUGGGUCUGACUUUGUGGAAUUUCGUUAGGCUUCUUCGCAAGUAAAUUAAUUUUAUAGCAUUUUCUUUUUGUGAGUUUAUAGCAUUAUUUGGAGAGUCUCUAUUGCAGCACAUAAAGUUUUCUGCUCAUGUGUUAUUACCAGCAAAUAAAGCCACUAGUGCUGGCAUUGAAUAAUGUACUAAUGUUCUAAUUAGGAGUACAUUUUUUCUUCGA
Molecule: messenger RNA, 1716 nt
Organism: Juglans regia (Persian walnut)
Lineage: Eukaryota; Viridiplantae; Streptophyta; Magnoliopsida; Fagales; Juglandaceae
Product: UPF0481 protein At3g47200-like
Exons: 2
Coding region: 136-1548 (470 amino acids)
Source: RefSeq, a predicted model, not a curated record